Molecule: messenger RNA, 1012 nt
Organism: Apis laboriosa (Himalayan honeybee)
Lineage: Eukaryota; Metazoa; Arthropoda; Insecta; Hymenoptera; Apidae
Gene: Trax
Product: translin-associated protein X
Exons: 2
Coding region: 93-932 (279 amino acids)
Cellular component (GO): nucleus; cytoplasm
Molecular function (GO): RNA endonuclease activity; RNA binding; sequence-specific DNA binding
Source: RefSeq, a predicted model, not a curated record
UUUCUAUCUCAUUUAUGUUAUAUAUAAGUCAGUUGUUGACAAAUGUUAUAUAUUAUAAUUUAUUAACGUCUUAAUAGUAGAAAAUAAUCACUAUGUCACAAGUCAAAGCUGGCGAAAAAAAUCGUGGAUAUCAUUUUAAUAAGAAAAUUAACUGUGGUGACAAGAAAAAAGAAAUUGUGGAAAGUACAAAUGAAAACAGUUUUGUUUUACAACAAUUUCGAGCAUAUGCAAGUGAAUUAGAUGAUAAACAUGAUCGUUUUGAGAGAAUUGUAAAAACUGGAAGAGAUAUUACUAUAGAAAGUAAAAGAAUUAUUUUUCUUUUGCACACUAUAGAUAAAAAAAGCAAACAAGAAAGUGUGUUAUGUGAAGCUGAUUUAAGACUACAAAAUGUUGCACAAAAUCAUUUCAAAGCUAUUUCACGAGAAUUAGAAAAUCAAGAUCCAUAUCUUUAUUUAAAAGCUUAUCGUAAUGGUUUAGAAGAAUAUAUAGAAGCUGUUACAUUUUAUCAGUACUUAAGUAGUGGUAACAUGAAAAGUUGGUUAGAAUUAGGAAAAGCACUUACUUAUACAAGUUCUGAAAAAUCUAAAUCUAUACAGAUUUUAAUUACUCCAUUUGAAUAUAUCUUAGGUAUUUCUGAUUUGACUGGAGAGCUAAUGCGUCAAUGCAUUAAUAAUUUGGCAACAGGAGAUAGUGCUAGUUGUUAUGAAACAUGCAAUUUUGUUAGAAAUAUGUACAAAGGUUUUCUUGGUUGUAUUAGUAUAUCAAAUAAGGAAAUAAACAGAAAACUUUGUACUCUUAAACAAAGCCUUCAUAAAAUGGAGAAUGUUUGUUAUACAAUUAAAAUAAGAGGUUCAGAAAUACCAAAACACAUACUUGUAGAUGUAGCUACUGAAGAAUAUAUAGAAAGUGAUGAAGGAUAUCAGGUUUAUUAAAUUUUGUAACUAUUUUUGAAGUAUUUAUUUAUCAUUGUUUUUGUACAUUUCAGUCAUAAAAAAAUAAACUAAUUCUUAUA